AUGGAUUCUGUGUCAUCUUCGAGAUCCCCGUCCUGGACCCAGGAUCCCAAAGACGAAAAAGUUAUUGGCGUGACCGAGGAUACCUAUUCGGGCAGCGAGUAUGAACGCUUUCUCACACUGGAGGCUGCCUUUGAGGGCAGUGCCAAGAAGAAGUUGCUCCGGAAGCUUGACAUGCGUCUGCUUCCGACUCUUAGUUUCUUGUAUUUGAUGUGCUCUCUGGACAAGGCGAAUGCCGGGAAUGCCAAGCUCUUCGGUUUCCUUGAAGAUGUCGGCAUGUCCGGAACCCAGUUCAACCUGGCUUUGAUGUACUUUUUUUUCACAUACGGCCUCUGGGAGCCGGUAUCCAACAUUCUCCUUCGCCGGCUUGGUCCAAAGAUCUGGUUCCCCGUUAUUGUCACGGCUUGGGGCCUGGUGACCACUUUGACGUCCCAGGUCAGCAGCUAUGGCGGGUUCAUUGCCAUCCGUCUCGUGCUUGGUAUUACCGAGGCUGGUUUGUACCCGGGUUCAUACUUUAUCUUGUCCAUGUGGUAUACCCCCAAGGAACUUGCCACAAGGAUGGCCAUCUUCUACGGUGCCAAUACAGCGGCCGGUGCCUUUGGAGGCGUGAUUGCCUAUGGCGUGGGAAAUCUCGAUGGUGCCAUGGGAUGGAGGGCUUGGAGGUGGCUGUUCCUCAUUGAAGGAGUCAUCACCAUAUUUGCCGGCCUUUGCUGUGUUUUUCUACUACCAGCAUUCCCCCAUCAAUAUAAUGACAAGGUCAGUCGAUGGCUAAAGCCGGACGAGCUCGACUAUGCUAGCUUGCGUGUCAAGUAUGCCAACGGGCCGGAUUCGCCAACGUAUGAAUUCCGUUGGGGCGAUGUCAUUGCAGCUGCCAAAGACCGCAAGACGUAUCUUAUGAUGAUGCUCUUCUGGUGGGGAGGUUCUGUGCCUACUUACUCUCUCUCCUAUACUUUGCCAACCAUGGUUAAGAACCUCGGCUACAGCGCAGUGAAAGCGCAGGCUAUGACGACCCCGCCUUAUAUCUUUGCCACCUGUGUGUGCGUACUGGUGGGCGUGCUGAGUGACAGGUUUCAACAACGCUUUUACAGUAUUAUGGGGGCUUAUACUCUGGGACUGAUCGGCAUUGUUAUUCUUUGGAUCACCACGCAUUACUCACACCUCUCUGGUGUGAGCUACUUUGCCAUUUUCCUGGCCGCAGCCGGUUAUUCGGCCCAGGCCCCGAUUGUCGGCGCAUGGACCAGUGUCAACGUGACCAACCCGUCCAAACGCGCAGCGGCAAUCGGUCUUCUCAUGCUUCUCGGUAGCGUUGGCGGAGGCAGCAUUGGCUCCAACAUCUAUCUCUCCAACGAGGCUCCAACAUACCCUCUCGGCUUCGGAUUCUCGGUUGGCGCGACAGUGCUGGGCGCGAUGAUCCCAGCCACUAUUCAUUGGUAUCUGUUGCGUAGGGAGAAUAAGCGUCGUGACGGGCUGGACGUGGCUGCUAUUGAGAGAGAGUACACGAAUGAGCAGCUGGGAGAACUAGGCGAGGACUCGCCACUUUUUAGAUUCACGCUGUGA
Talaromyces rugulosus is the source of this 1554-nucleotide messenger RNA. RefSeq lists its product as uncharacterized. Gene Ontology annotation, biological process: transmembrane transport. The transcript has 7 exons. Gene Ontology annotation, molecular function: transmembrane transporter activity. The coding region runs from base 1 to 1554 and encodes 517 amino acids. Lineage: Eukaryota; Fungi; Ascomycota; Eurotiomycetes; Eurotiales; Trichocomaceae. The record is from RefSeq and is a predicted model, not a curated record. Gene Ontology annotation, cellular component: membrane.